CACCUGGAUUGUGUCCAUGAUAGUCAUCGUCCGUCUGGCCCGCGUCACGCAGCAUCGGCACGCCGUGCGCCUGCUCACUGUCUACCACGGGAACUUCUUCCGGCGUCUCAGCGACGGCAUGGUCACGCGCUUGGUCUUUAUUGGUGUGGCCGUCAUACUCUACGGCUACGUCUUCCGCGUGCUCGCACGUGCGUAUAUCUGGCGGAACGGGGCGGAGUCCCCCUUCCUGAGUGGUAUGGAGAUGCUGACCAUUGCCUUCCGGGGGCCCGUGGACGCCAUUUUCUACUCCCCCAAGGACUGGGUCGUCCGCCUCGCGCGCUUCUACCGGCAUUUCUGUCUGGGCCAAAAGCGUGGGGCCAAGCGAAGGACCUCCAUGGACCUGGCCAGUGCCGCUGAGCCCGUGCGCUUGACCUUGAUCGGGAAAGCCUACCCGCUCCCCUUCUUCACCGACCCCCCGGUGCCCUCCUUCCAGGACAAGCAGCUUUUCAUCAGCACCUACAACCUGGGCGAGUGCAAGUCGAAAGCCUUGGGGCCGGAGGCGCUCGCGGCCUGGAUUCCCCGGGACCGUGACGUGUACGUGCUGGGUCUGCAGGAGUGCAUGGUCUAUCGCCGGCUGGGAGAAGAUGUCCUCGCCCAUCUGGGGGGCCCAGAGAAGUACGUCAUGUACCGCCGCGCCAUCGGCUCCACCUACCAGUCCCUGGGCUACCACGGCUUGAUCGCCUUGCUGGUCUUGGCGCGCACGGAGGAGGUGCAAGCCAACCGGUUCCUGCUCCACGAGUCCAAGAACAGUGCCGUGGCCCGAGGGAAGAACCUGGGGGUGACCACCGCCCAGAACAAGGGAGGCGUGGGGCUCGCCUUCCGCUACUACGACACGACUUUCGCCCUACUCGCCUGCCAUCUCUCCUCGGACCUGAAGGGGCGCUCUCGGCUGGACAAGCGGAAUCAGGAUGCCUGGCAGCUGACUUACGAAACGAAUUUGUGGCGGGAGGAGUACCUGCUGGACGUGCAUCACCAGCACCACGUCUGCAUAUUCCUUGGGGAUGUCAACUACCG
Molecule: messenger RNA, 1053 nt
Organism: Nannochloropsis gaditana CCMP526
Product: phosphatidylinositol- -trisphosphate 5-phosphatase 1
Exons: 1
Biological process (GO): phosphatidylinositol dephosphorylation
Source: RefSeq, a predicted model, not a curated record